AAAAAACAAACAUCAAUCCUUGUGACGUGUCAAUAUACUACCCAUUAAAAAAAGUACCCUCCUCCAUCCUUUCAUCCUCUUUGGUUUCGCCGUCCGUCAUUUUUCUCCUCCUUUCUACCAUUUUUCUCCAUUCAAGCUUGCUUUCAGAUCCUUAUUCACUCCUUUUUUUUGGCAAUAGAUUUUAUCCUUCUUUGCUUGAGCAGUGAGCAGCAGCAACCAGCUCCUACCAUUAGCAGUGGCAGUGAGCAGCAACAGUGAGCAACGGCACCGCAGUAAUCCAAAAUCUCUCCCUCCCCUGCGGCAAACCUAAAGAGACAUUUCACGUUGGAGGUGAGCUCUAGUCUCUAGACCCUCCGCCCCUGGUUUUGACAAGAGUGAAAGGAAUCCCGAGGCUGAGAAAAAUAUCUGAGAAAAGACAGAGAAACAAUUGUGAAUCCUGCGCGAAAAGUAAGAAAACUGUUUUUUAGUACGAAUGGUAAAAAAGAAUUCACCGUCCGCACCUCCAAAACGACGUCGUUCCUCAAUUUGUCAGAAAACCCCUUCAUUCCUUCAAUUCUCUUCACACAAGAUCUUAUUCCCCUUCGUCUUCUUCCCCUGGAGUGAACACUGCCCACAAUCUCCAGAAUGACAUCCUCUCUGGCACACAUGUUUUCCACAUCCAAGAACAUUUGUACAAGGAUUCUCACAUUGGAAAUCCUAGUCACAGCAGUCUCUCUCCUCUUCCUUUUUUCCACACUGACACCGGUGGGUACCUCUUGCCUGGCAGGGUGGGCACGUCUCUUCAUGGCAGAUAUGAGAACAUCUGUGUUUCUUGCAAUCCAAAAGCUUCGAACA
Molecule: messenger RNA, 834 nt
Organism: Rubroshorea leprosula
Lineage: Eukaryota; Viridiplantae; Streptophyta; Magnoliopsida; Malvales; Dipterocarpaceae
Source: the annotation of a GenBank genome assembly